Messenger RNA from Carassius carassius (crucian carp), 1459 nucleotides. RefSeq names its product cyclin D-type binding-protein 1 (gene ccndbp1). Gene Ontology annotation, biological process: regulation of cell cycle. The record is from RefSeq and is a predicted model, not a curated record. Lineage: Eukaryota; Metazoa; Chordata; Actinopteri; Cypriniformes; Cyprinidae. Gene Ontology annotation, cellular component: nucleus. The coding region runs from base 80 to 1099 and encodes 339 amino acids. The transcript is spliced from 11 exons.
UUCAUUCCGGCGCGACGUUAACUCGAUCUUUCGUUCCGCCUGACAUUAGUUCCGCGGAUCCACGAGACAGACGCGAGUCAUGAGCGCCGAUCAGCCGCGUCCAGAUGUUCUGAUGCCGUUACGAAACCUCUGUAACUCCGUGAAAUGCAGCAGGGAUCGAGUGAGAGAUGGAGAGUCGAAUGAAUGCAGCGGCGCGUUCAGCUUGUCAAACUUCUGGGAGACUCUGAGUGAAGCUGUAAAAUCAACAUCUCAAGAAGCAACAAAACUCAGUGUGAUGUUCUCGAAGGCUCCGUCACAGGAGGACUGUGUGAAGAUAUCUGAAUCUGUUCAGAAGAGCGUGCUGACCUUGUCUACGGUUUACUUCUGGUUACCAGCGAGCCAAGGAGUUUCUCUGAGGAAGGUGGUCAGGGACGCGACGGCCGAGGUUCUGGAUGGACUCGUUCACCUGCUGGAGGCCAUCCUCUCCUCUCCUGGAGAAAGUCUCUCGCAGGAGCAGCUGAUGUCCACCGGAGGCGUCUGGGCCGCGUGUGACCAGUUUGACCAGCUGCCCAAAGAUAACCGCAGUGCUGUGCUGAGCGUCUUGAUAUCGUGUGCUGGUUUGGUGAAGGAUGCUCUGGAGGAGAUGGAGCAGGCUCUGGCCGAGGCUCAGGACCCGUUUGGAGCUGUGUUAGAUGAUGAUGAUGAUGAAGGUCAUCAGGACACGCACUGGUCCGAGGCGGACCGGCUGCUGGUCACUCAGUGUCAGGGGCUGAUGAAGGCGUCUGGAGCGAGUCUGCGCAAACUCUGCUCCGCCGUCAGAAACAACGGCAGCCUGGAGACGGAGGAGAAGGUCACGCAGCUGGACGCUCUCACAGAUGCAGCGAGAGACAUCAGUCCGAGUGUUGAUGACCUGGCCCUCAGUCUCUACCCCCCCGUGGAGCGAUCGGCCGUCGAGCUGAACGUGUGUAAGCUGGUGUGUGUGCUGAAGAAAGUGCUGGAGAUCACCAGGUCCAGUCAUGUGUGUGUGGAGGCUGAUGUUUCCUGGGUGGAGUUUCUGAGCGGCGCGGUCGAACACAACCUGCAGAAGAUCACAUCUCUGCUGCGUGACUGCGGCUCGUAACCGAAGCUUCCCGAGGAACGUCAUGCUGCUGGAGGAUAAACAGAUUUCCCAGAGCUUUCUGAAUGAUUCCUGAUGUUCACAGACGCUUGACCUCUGAUCGCAUGACUUUGCAUUUUUAGUGAAGUUUUCAUAUUAUUUAUAACAUCUGCUCAUGAUAGAUGAUGAUAACCGCUCUUUCUGUAAUCACUCCAAACCUCUUUUAUUAAAUCAAAUUACAAUAUCUUUGUUUAAACUGUUCAUUCUUAAUUAAUGUCUGUUUAUCAAUAUUAACUAAGAUUAACUAAUGCUUUAGACAUAGUUUUCAUUGUUCAUGUUAACUUACCUGUGCUCUGUACAAAUAAAUCUUAAAUUGGACAUUUA